AAUGGCGGUCACUGGAUGUUUCAAGACCUAACACGAAUUACAAUUCCUCCUUUGAAUUGUUUUGGGUUGAGAAUUUGAUUCUUAGAGUUCCAACAUGAACUCAGACUUACUCUUAAAGAUUUGACCCGUUUGGAUAUUACUAUUUCUGUGGCAGUGAAGCUUCGAACUACGCAAGAGCAAAGGCUUGCAUUUCAAAAGCAUCAUGAAAGUGAAACUUGAGGUGCUUGCCUCCACAAACAUCAAGAGGACAAAACCAUGGCCAAAAAUUGUUUGGCUUGGCAAGGAACGAGAAAGUUUGUUUUUGCUGGAUGAGAAGCGUAUCAGUGUUCUCUACAUCCCCUCUGGGAAGACCAAGAGGAGUGUGCCGAAACUCUCGGGCCUUUUGUCAAGCACAGUUUAUUUGACUUCAACUCCUGGAGGUUCCCAUUUGGUUGGUGUCCAAACAUCAGGCGAGGUGUUUGUGUGGCACAAGGAUAGAGAUGAUCUCAAGACUAUUUGUGGACUUGCUAGUUUGCUCUUAGACAAUAAUAUUACUUUAGGAGAUGGCUGCAAAGCUUUUCCCUCUCCGGACUGUUCACAAGUCUUACUGGUGUUGGGAAACCAGAACAUUUUCCUGUGGCAAAGAGAACUCUCGGCCACAGAUGCCAAAAACAACACCUUGUUGGGCAAGUGGUUCAAGAUUUCUACUUCUCUUCAAGUUCAACUGCCCUCUUCCCAGACGAAGGAAGUCAGCAUGGAUUCUGUGUACACCAGCUCGGAGGUGUUUGGAGACUCCUGUCAGCUCAGUAUUGUCUACACCCAGAAAGGAAAUCUUACAGUUUGCUCCAUGUUCCUAAGGUUUAACAGAGAUGAACUGACUGGGCAACCUUCAGAAACGGAUCCUGCUGUAUCAAUAGAGUGGACAAGUUUGUUGUAUCCAGUCAAGAACAUUCAAGAAGGCUGUGAACCAAUCAAUAUGCGAGGGGCGUAUGUCUGUCAUUACUCUCAUGACGGCCAGAUUCUGGCAGUUGGUGUUAAUCAGAAGUCUCCAGCCCAGACGAGUGUGUUGUUUGUGUCACCUUUCACAGAAACAGUUCUUGUCUCCGACAUGAGAGGCUGUGGCUUGAAAGAGCCUGGAGCUAAAAGAGGACGGCAAUACUGGAUUUCAGACAUGAGCUGGACAAGUGACAAUCUAUUUUUAGCCAUCAUGCUCCGUAAUGGUUGUGCUGGUUUGCUGUCUCGGCUUGGGGAACCGCUGGUCGUAUUCUCCAAAGGUUGCUCUGUUGAAAUGGGUCCUGCAUAUUUCCUGCCCCUUUCACCUCUUAUAUCUGUGCAGUCUGACCGCCAGGGCCAGAAUAUAAGCAGUGACCUUCUUCCCUCGGCCAACUCUGAGAUGGAUCCGUUGCACCAACGUUUCUCUGUUUCCUCUCACCCCACGUUGCCGAUCCUGCUCUUCUCCGAUGGCUACUUGGUCAUCAUUAUCCAGCUGCCCUCAGAGUUGAGCCCGGUUAUCUUCAUGAGAGACCUGGUUUUGGAGUCAUCCGCUCAUCUCAAGCAAAUAGCGGAGACACAUAGACUGGACCUUACCCUGCCCAGUGCCUACAAUUUGCCCUCGGGUGAGUUGGAAAGUGUUAAACCCUCCCCUCGAGGCCAGAAGCAGAUGAGACCUGGUCGCAUCAAUGUGCCUUACUCGUUCGAGGAUCCAAGCGUGAGUCUGAAUGAGACCAUCGAUAGUGAGGUGAGUUUUGCCCUUGGAGAAGACGCAUCCUCUGUUGCCCAGUCUGGCGCAGUGCGUAACGCCAACUCGGGAAAGAUAAUCUUCUCGGAACCCGAUUAUUUGGAGGUGACCGAGGGAUCAUUUCUCUCGGAGCCCAACUCUUCCAUGAAAGCCCUGCAACUGGCAAGGAUCAGCCUCUUCAAUGUGUGGAAACUGGCAGCAACUACGUCGGACGUGUGGUCGGCAAAUCUGGACAAGAUAGUAAACCACGCCGUGCACAACAUCGUGAAGCUGUUCUCCCUGGUGUUAGAUUGUCCUCAGAUCAAGGAUCUCCUGGAUGCAGCAACAGAACAGCACGGAAAGCCGCCUGCUGUACAGACUGCAAGUCUUUUCAAGGUAAUCUCUAUGUACAGACAGCUGAUGGACUUGGUCCAGUUCGACUGCCGCCAGCACCAUCUGAUGGCUUCUGUUCUGCAACUGUCCCACAAGACUUUACUCACUAUUCUGAGUAGCGUGGGGCUGGAGAUGAGUGACUCCCGUGUCAAGACCCUCACCGGCUGCUUUACGCUGCUUAAGUUCACGGAGAAGAGCAUGCAGCACACGUACGUGGCCAUCCCCAAGUCUCUGCAGUCGCGGGGCGUCACUCCGCGCGUCACUAUGGGAGAGGGAGAUAACCAGAUGCAGAUACGCGAGGGCGAGGGUCUCCACUCGGAGGUGCAGCUGGCGAAAAGGUUAACGUCGACCUGGAAGCUGCUGUACAAAUCCGUGUCUCAGUACUUGACGGGUCAGGGGGUCAGCGCAGCUGAUGUGAGGCAGGCUCAGACCCUACAGUCGGCCAUACAGCAGUGUCUGGUGGAGCUGGAUGCUGAUGUGCCCCACAUUCAAACUCCAAAAGUCAACCAUGGCAACAUGUGUCCCUGUUUUGUGGUUGUAGGUGAAAAGCUCAGUCUUGAUGGGAAACACACUCUGGCAAUGAAUGCUUGGAAAGAUCAGUUGCAGAGAUACCAAGAAUUUGGCAAUGUGAAGAAUGCUGCCCGGCUAUUCCACUCGCUGCUCUACACCUACAUCCUGCGCAAUGAUCUGACGGCUGCCGUGUCGUUCGUGGACAAUCUCAUCGUGAAGGCAAACUCUGGAGUUGCGGAGGAGCUGGAUCCUGAGAGAGGCGCUCACAGUCGGGACAUUCGGCCGUCUCUGAUGACCUUUGUCACCAGCACUCUUCGAUCCCAGGCAUUUCACGAGCCGGACAUGGUGCCAUGUAUCCGAGACCGUGCCAUCAGGCAAGUGGUGCAGUCCAUGGCCAGAUUUAUGGCGGCGUACUUCAGCAAUCAGACAGUGUUUAUCUUUCCGCCUCACAACCCCACCCCGCUACCAGCCGUGCACUUUGAGACAGCCAUUGCCAAUCAUCACAUUAUCCCCAAAUACCAUGAAGAUCUGGCAGCCAUUGUUAGACAUCAGAAGCUGAGCUCUAUCUGGACCGUGGAACGCACCCUGGAGUACCUGCUGCUUAGCGGCCUUGUCUGUGAGGCUGUGUGGUUCGCCGAUCGCAUGGGUGAUUGGAAGGCAGCCUAUCAGCUGUCUGUAUCUCACACACUCCAUCGCCACUUGGCCAGCAGAUUGUACGCUAAAGCAAAGAAGCCUUUGAUGCUACCUGACUGGCUUACUCCUGAUGCCAUAAUGAAGAGGCAGAUGGGAAAAUUUGUGAAAGACGACUUGCUGAUGGCCGCCAUGAGUUCGGACGUGACACGCCUGACGAAAGUCCUGGAGGACAUCUCCCUGGCUGGUGUGAUGGGCUUUGUGGACGUCGGCUCCUGGCUUCUGGACUCGCUGGUCACUCGGCUGAAGGAGGUGGUCAAACAGUUCAGCCCGCUGGUCACUAAAGACUUUUACCUGCCAGCCCCACCCCUGUACUGCCCUCAGCCUCCAAGGACUGAUAAGGCCCGUUACUCUAUGGAAGCCGAAGAUGAGAUGCAACUGCGUCAAAAAGCCGCUUCUUUGAUCCAGCUGGCGCUGUGCGUGAUGAACGCAACUCACCUGUCUGUGCCGUCCGUGAUCUGGUACGUGCAGGUUCUAGAGUCCGUGCAGAAAAAGGCCACACAGUUCAAGGCCAACACAGAGGGUCCCUGCCUGGACCUGCCCGACGUGCUGUACCAGUACCAGCUGAUGGAGUCCGAGUUCCCCUACCCUUGUGAGGACGCCUCCAUCAAGUCAGUCCUGUCGAGUUUCCGGGAGUUCUGCUCGCUCGUCUGGUUACUCCAUGCCAGGGACCAGCUGUCCAUCAACCUCCGAGAGCGGGAGAAGUUUCUCAGCCUGGGUGUGGAUGUGGACAAUGAGGAGGAAUGGCUACGUAAAUGUUUCACCACCCUGCAGUGGGCUGUUCACUUGGUGGCCUUCAGCAGGUUUCUCUCGGAUGAAGCCAGUGUCUAUAAGGUUGUGAUGUCGCUGUUGCUCGACCUCCCCGCCACAGAAGACACGGCCAACAUCCUGGCCGAGCACCUGUAUGACACGGAGAACCUGCACCCUGAGGUCCAGGAGAGGCUGGAGCGGCUGCUCAACUCCUGGCAGGGUGUGAUUCUGGUGCCAGAGGCAGAUGGAAGAUCUGUGGGGGACAGCCUGGAGAUGGAUGAGGAUGGUCGCAAGUCGGUCACUUUCCUGGGAGCCAGUCCUAGAGGGAAAAGUCUCAGUGUUUACUUCCAUAAACAAUGCAUGAUUAUGGACAAAGUACUGAAGAAAAAGAGUAAGUGCUAUGGUUCAUAUGAGGAGUUCGUCUUCAAUGUCAGUCACAAAGAUUCAAGAAAAGGACGACUAGAUAUUGGUUCUUGGCCUUUUGAAACAAAGAAGUCCUACUUGGACUUUCUCGAUACCUUUGUAUCCAUCAGCUUCAGCAAAGUCCUUGACAUCAUGGACGAGAAGGGCAGAGAUGCCAGCCUCCCUUUCCUGCGAGUGUUUGCCAAAGAUAUCGUGGACAGAGAAAUGUCGUUUUUUGUCCAACGUGUGGCCAGUUCUGCUCACAAGAAACAAAAAGGUCUUUCUGUCUUUUCUGGUGACUCACAAGCUCAAGAGAGGGGGCGGGGCGGUGAGAGGGGUCCGGGCAGCCCUUCUCGCAGGACACGGAGUCGCGACCCAGAGGUGCCUGGUCGAACGUCAGGACGAAUGUUCAGACAGGAGGUUGAGGACGAUCAAGGUCAAGAGGUCGGCCCGAAGGGUCAACACCCUGUGGGGUUGUUCCGAGGCAAGAGUAUGAUGGACGCCCCACUAGAGAGGACACAUGCUACUGUCAGAAGGUAUGAAAGUGAACCAGGAUUGGACGAGUUGAAUAAUUUCAUCCUGGUCGGCUAUCAAGAUUCUCUGCCUCACCCAUCGUCACAUGCUGGGGGAAGUCACCAAAACCUGUCGCACAUGGCCUCCCGGUUCACCCAAUCGGAGGACAACCUGUACAGCAGUCUGGGUAGCCGGGAGCAAGAGGGCCAGUAUUGGUCGCUGACGGUGAACUUUGGGAAGAAGUACACGACGCUGCAGCAGCUGCUGGAGUGGCUGGAGAUGUGGGGCAACAAGUCGCACGCUCUCGGCAUGGUGAACCACGAGGAGGUGCUAGAGAUUGCUCCCAAGAUGAGACUUGGUAUUCCGGCCCAGCUGACAGUUCUAGCCCUAUGGCUGUUGGAACACAAGUACAGCAGGAGCACGGAGGAAGAGGUCAGGGCGGAGCGCACCAGCAGGGGUCGGAGGGCGCGCAGACUCAGCCGCAGUCCAAUGCGAAGGCAGUCGCCCAGCCCUAGUAGAAGAAACUCAUCUAUGUCAAGAUCUGGUACUCCGCCUCGGUACCCAGAACCCUCCAUAGUUCGUCAGGCAAGCCCCGUGAGACAGUCCCCAUACGGAACACCGGUGUCAUCAGCGGUCAAUAGCGGGGGCGGUGGUGGACCGGGUGGACCGGUGCCGCGGCCCAGGCACAUCUCCCCGGUGGAGGGAACUGCCAGUGUGCACGAGGAGACGGCUCUCAGGCACUCCCUACAGGCCAUGUCUCUAGAGCAUGACCAGAUCAUUGACGCCUACACACAAGUCCUGGACGGCCCUGAGGACAGUAGUUCUAUUGGAGUGAGCUCCCUUGCCUCAGAUGAACUGGAUGGAGACUUGAAGAACACGCUGAACGCUCUACGCGGAGGGUCUCCUGAGAGAGGGACAGGGGGAGUGCCCCAGCCUAAGGACAGCAGCACACCAGUGAAACCGGAGAGUACACCAGGAGCCCAGACACCCAACCUGUCCCCCCCACCAGCCAGCCACAAGAGCAACCACAGCCAGGCUGACAGCCUGAGGCAGCCUCUUCCCACUGCGCCAUCGCCGAGGAGAGCAGCAUCGCCCAGGAGAGUGGUAAUGGGCAGCCAGUCACAGAAUGGCUUUGGUGGAGAUGUGGCGAGUCAGCUGCAAGGAAUCAUCCGGGGAGAGUUGAGACGCAUCUUUGAGGUCCAGCACCGUGGUAUGCUUGCGCUGAUGGGUGCAGUGGACGGGGCUCCCCUCCCAGGCUCCCCAGUACCGGAGGUUUUCCCGCCCAGCCUGGCACAACAGACCUCCAACAAUGUCCACCAUGCCGCCUCUCCUCAGCGGGCGGUCAGGUCUCAGCAGCCUCACGUUGGGAACUCCCCGUCCAGAAAUGUGGCCGGGUGGAGCGAUGAUGACACAAUCGCUCAGACAAUCAGUUUUCACGAAGAGCUAGUGUCUCAGUCGUCAGCCAAGCAGCUGAGUCACUCUCGCAGGCGGUCGAGCAAGAGCAAGCAGAGCGGCCACAUGAGGGAAGCCUUGUCUGAGCUUCAGAACCUUCAGGCCGAAACUACUCAGGUUCCCCACCCUGGAGGUCGACAUUUGUCCGCCUCACACAGUGAACAGAUCAGCCAGAGAGCCCAACAAGUCUUCUCUAGUUAUCCAGGACCUCCAUCCGGCAGUGCUGGAGAAAACAUCCAUCUUCCAUAUCUUCCGUUCCAAGCCUGGACCUCGUCCGGUGUUGCCCCGACCCACAACCAGGGACCUGGUGUGCCCAAACUGCCUCUGCUGCGCGUUGACCCACCCACACAGGAACAUGAACCAUUUCAGAAUCUGCGCAGAUUUUUAUCUCAAGUGCCUCCACCUGCUCCUCCUCAGUUUCAUUCUCAAUCACAUUACGCUUCGCAUUCUUCCCCUCGUCCUCCUCCUUUCUCUCUCAUGCCUCCUCAAGCACAACAGCAGGCUUCAUCAUCCUUUACGGCGCCCCGACCGUCAGAUCAGCCGCUGCCUUUCCUCCAGCGGUAUCCCCCGCCUCCCUAUGAACAGAGGCCCCUCCCUCUACUGUCAGCUCCAGCCGAGCAGACAUCAGCAUCGGCUCCGUCUGGCUUCCCACUCCUGAGGAUUCUUCCGCCAGGUGUGUCGUACGGUGCCAGCGAGGCAGAUCUAGCGCGCCAGAGACAGAGCAACGUGGUGGAGGAGACGCGGCACAGGCUGCUGAGACAGUUCCAGGAGCAGAUCAUGCAGGGCCGAGAGGAGGCCGCACAGCACGCAGCCGGACAGCAGCUGUUGCAUCUAGAGGGCUCUGAGGAGCUUCGGAAAUCUCUGGAGUCGAUGCGGUCCCAGUCCUUGAGGUCUCAAUCUCUGCGGUCUCAGACCUCGGAGAGAACUUUGUCGGAGAGAGAAGGAUCUCGGGCAGAGCAAGAGGAUGUCGCUGAGGAGGAGGAAGGGAAAGAAGAAGAUGGGCGAUCCAAAUCAGCAAGUCCCAGACGUCCAGUGGCCACAGGUGCUGAUGUUGCUGGCAUGGACGCUCCUGUCAGCGAUGGAUUUGCUCUGCCAACUGGUAUAUUUGAGAGCUAUCUGAAGCUUGGCGAGAACUUGUUUGGUCCGGAGGUCAAUGAGACAAACUCGGCACUGCACAUGCAGUUGGCACAAGCCAUGCACAGGCAUGCUGCCAAACGGGUCAAGGCCAAGGUGGACUUCAGCACCAUGACCCAGGAGCAGGUGGACGCAGCCAUGGCCACUGAUCCCGCCAUGGAGGUUGUGAGGACUGCUGAGGCAGCCACCUCCAUCACCAAGGACACAGGUUCGGAUCCUAUCGAGGAGGCAUUGCGUGAGUACGACCUGAAGCGUCACAACAACCUGGUGCCUCCGGACAUCUUCAUGGGGCUACGCUUCGCUGACCAGGACUCACAGAGCGGGGUGGCUGCUCAUGCAGCGCCCAGCGACCCUACUGGAAGAGGCCGGGCGUUCUUGAAUGUGGUGGACAUCAGAGCGUCAUCAGUUCUGAAGGACAUCCCGGACAGAACCAAGGCCCAGGAGGCGGCUGUGGACCAGGACAAACUGGACACUGCUGUGUUGGCCUCGGAGAGGACUGCUCACCAGAUAGACGCCAUGGAGGAGACGCUGAGGGAGAAGUUUGCCCCCAGAGACUCGAGAGCUCCACCCCGGGGCUACGACUCUGUGACGGUCAAACUGUUUGACGGACUUAAACCUCGGGAUGACUCUCUGUCUGUGGCCGUGUUACCGCGCAGCAGCGUUUCGGAGCCCAAGUCUUCCAUGAUUCGACGACUCCGGGACAUGACCGACCAAAUCAAAGCCAUCGACGAAAUGUCGCAGAACAUUGAGAGGGAUUUCAAGUCUUCUCAUUUGCUUUUGGAUACUAUUCAAGAUGUGAAUGCGUCCAUAUCGGUGCAGAGGUCGAGAUCCCCCAGUCCGGAGAGGUCAAGGCGAAAGAAACACAAAGAACUGAGAUACUCUUUGGAAGGAGAAGAAGAUGAAGAAGAGGAGCAGGAGAGAAGUGGAAAGGGAGUCCCUGCUCCGAAGACAUCGGCCAGGUCUCCACUAGUGAGCGCACGCUCCGCAAAGUCCAGAGGCACACUCAGCUCUCGCAGCGGUGGAGGACUGACCACAUCUGCAGGCAGUGAGCUCACAGACCUAAUCGGGGAGGUGCUGGCAGAGGAGGGCGUUGACCUCCAGACGGCCGGUUUCUCCCAGGAGAUAGCAGAGCAGUUAGAGAAAGACGCCAGGGAGCAGAUGCAGAGGGAUGGAAAAUACGGCAAGGUGACUCCCCGCGAGAAACUCCUCAGUGUGAAGAAGGCGGAUGAGCAGCUGAGGAAGAGGACGUCUGCGGAGAGGGAGGAGCUGAAACAGUGGAUGACGGAGAAGUUCCAUCAGAGGCACGAGGAGUACAGGAAGAGGAGGACGGAGAUGAUAGAGAGAGAGCCCAAGCCUUUUAAGUCUCAGGCGGUGGUGUCUACACUGAACCUAAAGAACAUGGAAGAGGAGAUCCACCAGCGGCGGAAGGACAUGAUGUCUGAGUUCAUGGACCAGCGGCUGAUGGAGGCUGAGCACCUCAUGGGCGACAUCCUGGUGGACAAACCCGCGCUGCCAUGGGAUGGAGGCGAGAUGUACUCAGCUCGCUCGCCGUCCAGGUCACCAAGACGUGCAGAACACUCGCCCAAAGUGAGGAAGACUUCACCUUCUCGUGCUGGAAGGGGCCGGAGCCCAAGAUCGCCCACCAGGAAGCCGAUAAGCCCCAGUACCUGGUCGCGGAAACCAUCGUCUCUUAGCAGAUCCCCCCAAAGACCAAUGACAGGCCCAGAGAGCUCCCCAAUCAAGGGCAUCCUAAAGACGACAACGACAACAAGCACGGCUCAUCGAGACCCCCAGACGGAUGGGUUCAGCCUUUCCCGACCAAUGUCCUCCCUCAGCGAGGGCGACAGGACCCUAGACUCCAGCGCUGACAUUGUCAACUAUGCCAGGGCUAUUCUGGACAUGGACUACAGUGCCUCCCCUGUGCACUCUAUGGAGAGAUCACAAGAGCCCAGACGAAGACCCCAACCAGCACCCUCCCGACAGGAACCACCUCAAAAGACGCAAGGAAAAGCCCCAAAAACAAAGGCUCUCUCACAGAUGGUCAGACUGCAGAGGCCAGAGGUCACUCGCAAGUGGAAAGAGGUCAAUCGACAACGUCAGCUGCAGGAGGAGGAGGAGAGACUGACAGCUCGACAGGAGCAGUAUGAGAAGCAGUCAUCGACCUUUGACCCCAAUCUACAGAAGGAGAAGCAAAAAGACUAUGGCACGAAGCAGAUCCCAGGCUCUAGCCCCAGGCAGACAGUGCCUCGUCGUGUGAAGACGUACACGGAGAGACUGCAGGAAAUGAAACCACGCCAGAAGUCUUUUGUCCCUGUCGCGACAAGGCCAAGUUCUGUGCGGACUGGGUCGUCAGCGACAGUGCGGUCAACUGGUCGGGUGCGUCCCCCCCAUAGACCACAGACCUACGUGGAGCAGCUUCAGAACAUCAGCUCCCGAGCUUCCGCUUCUGCAAGAUCUACAGCUCGUAGGAAGGCGGCCCCUGUUCUAAAGCGAACGUUCCUGCGCUCCCACGGACCGAUCCACAAACCAAAGACGUACACAGAGCAGCUGCAAGAACUGAACCCUCACCCGCAGACACAGCCAGUGGCCAGAGGGAGGGCACGCAUGCAGGGAACAGUAACUGUGAGCAGCUCAGCAUCUCGUACCCAAGCGAGGUCGCGACCUUACUCUGACCCCUAUGCGGAUAUGGAUUACGAGGAGCUGGCCUCCGUCUUGAGUGACUGGGACAUGGAUGAGAACGUCCGCAACAUCAUCUAUGGUGGAUCCACUGUUGCCAGUUCUGUAGGAUUUAUGGUCGAUGACAUGGACAUGAGUGUGUCCGGCGGUGACUUCCGACGUGGGGUUGCACCGUCUGAGGGCCAGUCGGACUAUUAUGAUGUCAUCAUGGACAACGACACUGACGCUCACCUCAGGUCGCUGGACAGAGAAGAGUUUGGUCACGGAGACUACCGAUCCUCGGUGGACAUUGCGGAGAUAGAGCGUAUCGCUGACGCCGCUUCGGUUGGCAGUGGCAGUGUGCUCAGUGUCAUCGACUGGGAUGCCAUAGACGAUAUCAUUAGAGAUGCAUGA
Messenger RNA from Aplysia californica (California sea hare), 10609 nucleotides. RefSeq lists its product as uncharacterized. The transcript has 53 exons. The coding region runs from base 203 to 10609 and encodes 3468 amino acids. The record is from RefSeq and is a predicted model, not a curated record. Lineage: Eukaryota; Metazoa; Mollusca; Gastropoda; Aplysiida; Aplysiidae.